CAUAUAUAUACCGCCGAGCCGUCAUUCCAAUUAUCAUCAUCACUCAACAAUUCCUACUUCACUCUCUAAAGCACACUUGCAUCUACAAAUUCCCAGUCAAUCAAUCAAUCAAUUUUCGAUCGGUCGAUCAGCGGAAAACAUGAUGAAACCAACAAAGACGGCGAUGACAAUGUCUACAUCUAGUACUAGCAGUGGCAAAUCAAGCGAGGAGAAGAGAAACGAGCGGAAUUAUACAGGUGUCCGGAAGAGGAAAUGGGGGAAAUAUGUAUCGGAGAUUAGAUUACCGAACAGUCGGGAGAGGAUUUGGUUAGGUUCAUAUGACACACCGGAGAAAGCAGCAAGAGCUUUUGAUGCUGCUAGCUACUGUUUACGUGGACGAAAGGCGAAUUUGAAUUUCCCGAAUUAUAGUACUAAAUUGGCCGAUAUGGUGUGCGGAAGUGGCGGGCGCUCGUCACUUACACCAACUGAAAUCCAGAACAUUGCAGCAAAAUUCGCAAACGAGGAGCAUCAUGAUCAGCAAGAUCAUGAUGAACAAGAAGUGAUAAGUAGUACUGUUAUUCCAAGCUGUAGAGAUCAAGAUCAUAGUUUUAGUAGUACCACGACAACUAUGCCAGUAGCUAAUUCAGAAUUCUGCCAAUCUUCAGAAGCUUCAUCUUCCUACGCUGCAUCAUAUUCAUCACCAAUGUUUUCAAGUGCAGCAUGCUCGUCGCCGAUGUUUUCUAGCAUUACAGAUACUGAUAAUGUGUAUAACCCAUCAAUGGACUGGUCAUUCUUGGAUUUAUUAAACACGCAACCGCAGUCAGCUGAAAGUAGUAUGGCACCAUCCACGCCUUAUUACGGUAGUAGUAUAUUCGAUGAUGAUCUUCCAAUUGAAUAUUCCCUUCCCCCACCGGAAACUGAUAGUUAUGCCGGUGAUCAAGAAAUGUCGACGACUCAAUAUACCCAACAAUCUUUUCUUUGGGAUUGGUAGAUAGGUUUCGAGUAGCAGAUACAUACACGUACAGUAAGUAGUAGAGUACUGGUGUAUAGUCAUCGCGCACUCCGGCGAGUUUUAGUUGCUGGACCCUUUAUUUUCCAUUGUCUCCUCCGGUUUACAAAAGCUAAAGCUCUCUAUUUUGGUGGUGCUAUUGUUUUCAACUGUCAUCUCCAAAUUAUUCAUAUCCUUUAUAAAGAAAUUUGUUGUAGUACAAAGAAGAUAUUUUUGGACUUGCACAGUUAAAUAAAUUAGGAUAUGUUCGAAA
This is a messenger RNA of Papaver somniferum (opium poppy), 1241 nucleotides long. RefSeq names its product ethylene-responsive transcription factor ERF016-like. Lineage: Eukaryota; Viridiplantae; Streptophyta; Magnoliopsida; Ranunculales; Papaveraceae. Bases 140 to 970 code for a protein of 276 amino acids. Gene Ontology annotation, biological process: regulation of DNA-templated transcription. The transcript has a single exon. Gene Ontology annotation, molecular function: DNA-binding transcription factor activity; DNA binding. The record is from RefSeq and is a predicted model, not a curated record.